Messenger RNA from Mytilinidion resinicola, 1956 nucleotides. RefSeq lists its product as uncharacterized. The transcript has 4 exons. NCBI's taxonomy places the organism in Eukaryota, Fungi, Ascomycota, Dothideomycetes, Mytilinidiales, Mytilinidiaceae. Bases 1 to 1956 code for a protein of 651 amino acids. The record is from RefSeq and is a predicted model, not a curated record. Gene Ontology annotation, cellular component: RNA polymerase III complex. Gene Ontology annotation, biological process: DNA-templated transcription. Gene Ontology annotation, molecular function: single-stranded DNA binding.
AUGUCGAAAAACGUCACGGAGCUCUGCACGCUCCUCGUAGAGAAGGAGCACGGCGAAUUGGCUGCUGACGUCUUUUCUACGGUUGCGCAUGUCGGACGACAGCAUCUGGCUGGUCUUAUUCGAGCAUCAAGACUCCCCACCAAGCAUUUCAGGCACGGCCUCGCCACCCUUCUGCAAUUCCAACUUGUCCUCCAAUCCGAGCUCGACGAAGUCACAUUUUACGAAGUCAGCUGCGAACAUGCUCACAAUCUCGCGCGCCUUGGGAAAAUCGCAAGACUGGUAGAGGCACGGUAUGGACAGGAGGCUGGCGAAAUCGUCACCACCUUGCUGAACUCGGGCCAUGCGAAAGUCUCUGAUCUCGCUGCUGCCUACGGAAGGAUUCACAAAAAGGUGGAUGUGAGCUCGACACUCCCCAAUGGAACCAUGACGAAGCACGAGGGAGUCAACGGCCAGAAAGCGGGCACCACCAAGACCACCAGUGACGACACAAGCAAUGACGAUAGCGCUGGUAAUGGUGGGGAAGUCGGCAGCGUUGAGAACAGCAAUGGAGUCACCGCCAACGGAUCGGCAAUUGUCCAGGACAAGCCAGAGACUUACGUUGAGUCCGAUGCUGAGAUGCAUGCCAUCCUACACAGCCUGCUGAAGGCUGGUUGGAUCGUGCCCGUAGACCAACGAGAUUUCUGGCCUCUCUCCGACCAACGCCUCGACGCUGAAGCUUGGGUUCUGGAACAUCACUUUGAAAAGGGCAAGCCCCCCAAAGGUCCGAAGCAGGUCCAGGCGCUGAAACGCCACCUCAAACACCGUAUGCGCCAGCUGCGUGAUCAGGCACUUGAUUUCUCGACUUCAAGCAUCCAAACCGGCUCCAAACGUCCCGCCACGUUCUCUGCCUUGCCGCCCGCCAAACGAGCCAGAGCAAAUGGUGUUAAUGGUGCUAGUCACUCCAAAGCCGGGUUUGCAGAUGAUGACGGCGUGUUGCUCGAUGGCAAUCUCGUUGUGCGCAUCAGUCCAGAAAAGGUCAGCGUUGCGAUGCGUACUGAACAGCUCGUUCGUCUAGCAAAUCGUUUCAUCGGAGAGACCACGUCCAAGGUGUAUAGAGCCUUUCUCCAACUUCUGGAAGAACAGACCCCCAGGUGCUACGAUCAGUAUAAAGCCGAUCCGGACCCUGACUCGGACAAGAUUCUUAUAAUUGAGGCAAAGGCCAGCGUCUUGAAGAUUGCAGAAGUUCUUGACAAGAGUGUAGACCUCUACGAUGGUCUCGCUGAAACCCCCGAAUUCGUCAAUGGAAACACUAACCAUGAUGGCGAUACCUUGGUUAACCGAGGCAAGCUGGUCGAAAAACAUAUCAAAAUGCUCUCAGAAGAUCCACGCCACCUUGCUACUUGGGCUAGCUCACGAGGAGUCAGCGAGUGGUAUGUCGAGUUUCCACGCCUAAGCCGGUACCUCAUCCAGAACCAAAUCGAAGAGACUGUUCAGUCCCGGUUCGAACGCCUCGGCAUGCGGCUCCUGCGUCUCCUGCACAACAAGGGUAAACUGGACGAGAAACAGGUCGCAAGCUUGGGUAUGUGCCGACCGAAGGAAAUCCGUCCUAUCCUCAGUCAGAUGCAAGCCGCGGGAUUCCUAGAUCUUCAAGAAAUUCCAAAAGACAACAGUCGUCACCCGAGUCGUACCAUAUUCCUGUGGUUCUACGACCAGGACCGGGUCAGGCGGUUGCUAUUGGAGGAUGCUUACAAAGCUAUGGCACGUAUCCUGCAGAGAAUCGAGAUCGAGCGUCAGGCGAGACUCGAACAAAUCGAGAAAGCGGAGCGUACCGACGUCAAAGGUAACGAAGAUAAGUAUUUGACUAAGGUAGAGAAGCAGAAGCUACACGAGUGGUCACAGAUCGAAGUGAAGCUUUCCGUCCAGCUAGAGAGAGUCGACGACUUGGUUGGCAUUCUCAACGACUUUCUUGGUCCAUGA